Nezara viridula (southern green stink bug) is the source of this 1248-nucleotide messenger RNA. The record is from the annotation of a GenBank genome assembly. NCBI's taxonomy places the organism in Eukaryota, Metazoa, Arthropoda, Insecta, Hemiptera, Pentatomidae.
GUAAUAAAUUGCAUUUGUUUCAGAGAUGAAAAAGUGUGGUUGGCGUCAUAACCUGAUCAGGUCUCGACAGAAUCUAGAUUUGAGGUCAUAUUCGGAUGUUAUUUUUUAUCAAUUCUGUUGGGGUUUCUAAUUUUGUAAUUAGUAAUCUGGUCUGCAACUUUCAAGUGAAUUUAUUUCAAUGAUUUUUGAAUGAGUUUUCAGCCUACUGUAAAGUGAAGGUAAAUGGAGUCCAGUGAACUUCUAGAACAGGAAGAAGCUUUUCAUAAGCUAAACGCUGAAAUCGAAUUAAGAACUCGGCAGCUGAUGAAAAAUGUUGAGGCAGUCAUAAGCAAACAAAGCCCCAGGCAUUGGGCCCCAGAUCCAGGGGAAAAUUAUAGUUUAAGUAAUAGGACCCAAAAAAGAAAUGGAUUAUCACCUGAUUUUAUUAAUGGAAAUUCAAAAUAUUUCUCCGAAGAGAAUGAUUUCCAUGAGCUUUUGGACCAAAAUGGACAUAAGGUAUCUCGACAAUGUCAGCUAAGAGGAAGCAGAAAAUCAGUUUACAAUCAAGGAAAGGGACAAAAUAAAAAAGAUUUAUCAGAUCAUGGAUUACUACCUAGUAGUGCCAAAGGAAUGAGUGCAGAGAGUUUAGUUCGUUUACUUAAAGCAAAAGGAAAGUUACUGCAAGAGGAAUUGGAACAAGUAAAAAGAGAAUUACAAAAUAAGAAUGAUGAACUGAAAAAAAUCCAUCUAGAUAUAAAAAAUCUGGAAGAUGAAAAACAAAAAUUUCUCUCAGACUCUGCAACUUUGAGAGAUAAAGUUAAGAAAUUGGAAGUAAACUUAGCUUCUCAAACUGAAAAACUUCAGAUGAGAGACUCUGAAAACAUUAUUUUAAAGAAGGAAAUCGAAAUUUUAAAACAAGACAUUAAACGACUGAAUCUCUGUAUAGCUGGAAAUGAAGCGAAAUUGAACAAAUCAAGGGAAGAAACUGAAAAAUUUAAACUUCUUCUUAAACAAUCAGAAUCUAAUGAGAAGGAAGCUCGGGAUAAAUGUCGUACAAAAAAUGAUGAUAUGGUAGUCAUGGUGAGAAAGCUUGAAAAACAGAAGUCCGAACUCUUAGGUUCAAUAAAAAAACAAAUGAUUCUAAUCGAAAAUUUAAAAAAACAAAAGGAUAUUGCCGAAACUGAAAAAGGAUUGAAUUUUACAGAAAAGGAGUUUUUGAAAAUGCUAGAAAUGAGGAAUGAUCAUAAAAUGAAAAAGGAAGAUGAAUAA